AUGUGCAUUCAUAUCCAGAUCGGAGUUGAUGACCUAGAAGAAAAGGAUAUUGCCGAUUUAAAUCUGCGGCCUCUGAGUCAUUUAGAUGAAAGUCGAGCCCAGUACCUCAGAGACCGUGGGCAAACCUUCUGGAAGUGCCGAUUUAGAAGGUUCAUAUCGUAUUCUGAAGAAGCGAGCCGUUAUUUCGAGAAGGCGGUCGAUGAAAGAUACAUGAUCGACUUGGCGACUUACCGAGAACUCCAUACGAGCAGCAAUACUGACGGGCCUUCACCGGACGAUCUCAGCAGCGAUUUGAUGGAGUCUGACACUCUUCCGUCGGGUAAUUUUAUAUAUUUACUUCCUCCCAGUAUCAAGGGCUAUAACCUACAACGCAAAAAGUGGGUUGACCUUCAGGUUGACGGUAUUUCGGACGUUACCUGGAACAAGGACGGAUUUGAAAGUUUGGUCCUGGACUCCAAAACUAAGGACUUGAUUGAAGCUUUAAUAAGCAACCAACUCGCCGCCGAAAAAUCAACAGAUUUGAUAGGUGGAAAAGGCAAUAGCCUGAUUUUGCUGCUUCAUGGGGGACCCGGAACUGGAAAGGCUUUGACAGCAGAGAGGUAA
Molecule: messenger RNA, 603 nt
Organism: Hymenoscyphus albidus
Lineage: Eukaryota; Fungi; Ascomycota; Leotiomycetes; Helotiales; Helotiaceae
Source: the annotation of a GenBank genome assembly